AGCAUGUCGUUUGGCCAGGAUGGUUUCCUUUUCUCUCUCUCCUAGCAUAGAUGUCAGCAGGAGCACCCGUGACCUCCCACUCUGUGUCAUAGAUUCGUUUAUACAGCUUCACUUUCUACCUAAACAGCUACUUGCUUAUUCGUACAUAAACCUAAUUGCUGAGUUUCUUUAUAUAUAGAAUUUCUUCUUCAUUGAUUCUGUCUCUGUUUCUCGACGCCAAUGUCAAAAUUUCGACAUAUUUUGUUCAUUUUUUUUCUUCUUCUACUCAAUGUAAGCCAAACACUGUGCCAUACCAGAGGACUCAGACCGAGAAAAUCUUCAUGGAAGCAUCCGAUAACAAAUGAGACUACAGCCCAAUUCUCGGAAAUGCAAUUCAUGAAGUGGGUCAAAUUUGUUGGUAGUCUAAAACACUCACUUUUCAGGACGGCGAAGAACAAGCUUUUCCCUUCGCAUACUAUAACCGUGGCAAAGAACCCAGCGGCCGGACACUUCACCAAAAUUCAAGAUGCUAUUGAUUCACUUCCUUUCAUCAAUCUUGUUAGAGUGGUCAUCAAAGUCCAUGCAGGUGUUUACAUGGAGAAGGUUAGUAUACCUCCAUUAAAAUCUUAUAUAACCAUAGAAGGAGCAGGAGCUGAUAAAACUAUAGUUCAAUGGGGAGACACUGCUCAAACUCCAGGCUCAAAUGGGAAACCUAUAGGGACAUACAGUUCUGCAACAUUUGCUGUUAAUUCUCCUUAUUUCAUUGCCAAGAACAUCACAUUCAAGAAUACAACACCGGUUCCAGCCCCAGGAGCUGUAGGAAAACAAGCAGUAGCAUUCAGAAUAUCAGCAGAUACAGCAAGUUUUUGGGGGUGUAAAUUCUUGGGAGCACAGGAUACACUGUAUGAUCAGCUGGGUAGGCACUAUUACAAAGAUUGUUACAUUGAAGGGUCGGUAGAUUUCAUCUUUGGCAAUGGGCUUUCCUUGUUUGAGGGAUGUCACGUGCACGCAAUAGCACAGUAUACAGGGGCUCUAACAGCACAGGGAAGAAGCAGUCUAUUAGAAGACACAGGCUUCUCUUUUGUGAAAUGUAAAGUCACGGGCUCUGGAGCUUUGUAUUUGGGGAGAGCUUGGGGCCCCUUCUCUCGAGUAGUCUUCGCGUACACUUACAUGGACAACAUUAUUAUGCCUAAAGGCUGGUACAAUUGGGGAGAUCCCAAUCGUGAAAUGGUUUUAGGUAUUUGUCAGCACACUCUUUUCAGUAGAAGCACUAAAUCAGCUUUUCUGCUUUCAAAAGUGGGGCGGUUGAAUCUGGGGAGCCUCACCCACAAAUUUAUUAUUUGCCUGCUUAGGACUGUAUUUUAUGGGCAAUACAAAUGCACAGGACCAGGAGCUAACUUCGCUGGGAGAGUUUCAUGGUCAAGACAACUCACUGAUGAGGAAGCUAAGCCUUUUAUUUCUCUUAGUUACAUUGAUGGAUCUGAAUGGAUCAAGUUAUAAUUAUCAGUAUUUUAUCCAAUAUUUGUUCAAUUAAGCUGCACAAACUCAGCACGGUACAUUUGUAUAUGCAUGGGCCAGAAUGUGGAUUAAGUUGGUUGGGCUUGGGACUC
Mangifera indica (mango) is the source of this 1589-nucleotide messenger RNA. RefSeq names its product probable pectinesterase 53. Gene Ontology annotation, molecular function: pectinesterase activity. Gene Ontology annotation, biological process: cell wall modification. The transcript has 6 exons. The record is from RefSeq and is a predicted model, not a curated record. The coding region runs from base 220 to 1479 and encodes 419 amino acids. Lineage: Eukaryota; Viridiplantae; Streptophyta; Magnoliopsida; Sapindales; Anacardiaceae.